ACUUUCUUCAAAACUAUAUAUAUAUAACCUUCAUUAUUCCCUACUUCUUCAACUCUGUGAUAUUUUUAUUAGUUUAACAAAAAAAAAAUCUAAUCUUAUUUUUUAGCCAAUAAAAAAAGAGUUCUUUUUUGUUAUAGAAAAAUGAGUUAUGAUCAUGACUCGGAAGAUAGCAGUACUACGAGUCCCAACUCGGUUCCAAAGUACAAGGGUAUACGAAGAAGAAAGUGGGGUAAAUGGGUAUCGGAAAUCAGAGUUCCGGGGACCCAAAGUCGACUCUGGUUAGGUUCUUACGCCACCGCCGAAGCAGCCGCAGUGGCUCACGAUGUUGCAUUUUACUGUCUUCGAAGACCCUUAACCUCAUCGAACGGUCUAAACUUUCCAAUGAUGUUGCCGGCGGCUGGUCUUCCGGACAACAUGUCGCCGAGGUCAGUGCAGAAGGCAGCUUCCGAUGCCGGAAUGGCGAUCGAUGCACAGGUUCAGUUGCCGGCGGCGCGGAAUAAUAAUAAUAAUAAUUCGCCGGCGGCGGGAACAGAACAGAAUGUGAUGAUGACGUGUACUAGUGGAGUUCAAAACGGUGCGUUUUGUUAUAGUUCGGAUAAUUAUGAGACUCUGUUUUGGGGGAGCGACGUGGGAGCAAGUUCUGGAACGUGGGAAGGUUGUGAGGUGGCAGUGGGACCCACCUAUGAAGAGUCCUUGAGCAUUUCUAUUGACGAUUAUCUCUAUAAUUAAUAAUUAAUUAAUACUUAUUAUUAUUAAUUUUGGGUUUCAUUUAGUUGGAGUAUAGGACCCUUGUUGAUCUUAGAGUGAUAUACUAGUUCAAUAAUUAAUAGUUUUCUUAAUUAAUAAUAAUAUAAAGAUGUCAUUGUAAUUAAUUAGUAUGAAUUCUACACUAUAUAUAUAAAGAAAAUUAUUGAAUUUUAUAUAUUUUAA
Messenger RNA from Cannabis sativa, 930 nucleotides. RefSeq names its product ethylene-responsive transcription factor ERF020-like. The coding region runs from base 142 to 729 and encodes 195 amino acids. The transcript has a single exon. Lineage: Eukaryota; Viridiplantae; Streptophyta; Magnoliopsida; Rosales; Cannabaceae. The record is from RefSeq and is a predicted model, not a curated record. Gene Ontology annotation, molecular function: DNA binding; DNA-binding transcription factor activity. Gene Ontology annotation, biological process: regulation of DNA-templated transcription.